AUGUUUUCCAAUAAGUAUAACGUUGAUGGUAGGUUGGUUGUGAUUACUGGAGGGUCACAAGGCUUAGGCUUUGCUCUGGCAAAGAAUUUGUACUUGAAGGGCGCCAAUGUCAUCAUAAUCUCACGCACCAAAACGAAAUUACUCAACUGCGUGGAAGAGAUCAAGAAACUCAGCCAAAAAGAGGACCAAUUUGUCGACUACGUGGCAGCGGACCUUUCUAAAUACGAAGAUUGUGAGAGAGUGUAUGAAUACUUAACUUUAAAGAAAUUACUUCCCGAUGAUCUCAUCUGUUGUGCGGGUAUCGCUUAUCCACAAAAGUUUGCCAAGAUCCCAAUAUCCAAGAUUGAUGAAGGAAUAGACAUCAACUAUAAAACCGCCGUCUACUUCGUACACGCUAUGCUUCCAUUAAUCACCGAGAAAGUACGGGAACAGCAUCUUGUGCUAUGUUCUUCUGUCAUCGCUUCUUAUGCUUUUUACGGCUACUCACAAUAUGCCCCGAUGAAAGCUGCUGUGAAGGCCUUUGGAGAUUGCAUGCGACAUGAGCUUUUACCGUACGGGGUAAAGGUCCACACGUUAUUCCCCGGAAAUUUUGAAUCGGAAGGCUACGCCCAAGAGAACUUGACAAAGCCCGCUUUAACUAAAGAGAUAGAAGGUGCUUCCCCCGCCAUCUCUGCGGAAAAAUGUGCGGAGAUCGUGGUGAAUUCUCUACAAAAUGGCAGCCUUUACAUCUAUACCGAUUUUAUCGGCUGGGUCCUGGGAUCCUUUAGCUUAGGACUUAAUCCAAGGGAAUGGUGGUUCGCACAAAUAUUUUUAAGCUUCAUUGGAUCCUUGGUGGGUCGGCUUGUUGAUCUAUAUCAUGAGCAUCUGAUCAGGAGGCAAUCUCAAGAAGAAGCUAAGCAAAAAUAA
Messenger RNA from Ogataea parapolymorpha DL-1, 906 nucleotides. RefSeq names its product 3-ketosphinganine reductase, catalyzes the second step in phytosphingosine synthesis. Gene Ontology annotation, cellular component: endoplasmic reticulum membrane. The coding region runs from base 1 to 906 and encodes 301 amino acids. The record is from RefSeq and is a predicted model, not a curated record. Gene Ontology annotation, biological process: sphingolipid biosynthetic process. The transcript has a single exon. NCBI's taxonomy places the organism in Eukaryota, Fungi, Ascomycota, Pichiomycetes, Pichiales, Pichiaceae. Gene Ontology annotation, molecular function: 3-dehydrosphinganine reductase activity.